This is a messenger RNA of Peronospora matthiolae, 459 nucleotides long. The record is from the annotation of a GenBank genome assembly. Lineage: Eukaryota; Oomycota; Peronosporomycetes; Peronosporales; Peronosporaceae.
AUGGCAGCAGUGUCGCUGCAGGGCACUGAGAACGCAUUUGGCAGCCUGAACAACAGCAUGACUCGCCGCCUGUCGCCCACGUGUAGCCACGCGUUGGCGUCGCCGUUGCGUCAGCGCCAUUCCGACCUCAAGAAGCUGCGCGAACUCGCACUCAGCGACGAGUUCUCCGACAGCGAGAGCGACGGUGUGGACACUGACGAGAAGGAGAACAUCGACGACGAUGCCGUGAACGACGUGGCCAGCACGGAGUUUGUGCCCUUUCGCUGCCCUUUGCCCUCGCGUGGGGUCGUCGUAGCGCGGCGUCGAAAACAACAGCAGAAGAGCGACGACAAGGCCGGCAGCAGCGCCAAAGGCGACGAGUGGGAGGUGAUUGACAAGUCACCAACCUUCGAGAGCAUUGCAAAAGGCACGGCGGACUUGGGCGGAGAGAGCUGGUUCGUGCAUGAAAAAGAGCAAUAA